CGGGGCGAGUUCGAACUCCUCCCUCAAAUGACGUCAUGAGAUGUGCUCUAAGUGUAUGCGCCCAACAUGCUUCCGACGAAUGACGGAAAAGUAAUUUUUUUUUAUAUUUCUUUAGAACUUCUUGCUGUGGGGUAAGAGAAACUACAUCAACUUUUCUGCCAUAUAAAAGUAAGGAAUUUCGUCGAGAAUUUCAAAUCGAUUUAAAAUCAUUUGACGGUUACAGGUUUGGGAAUAGAAACAAUUCUUUCCUGUUUAUUUAUAUCUGUUUGAACUUUAAAAUAUUUCUUAAAGAUAAGAGACUUAAACCAACGUAGAAUUUUAACGCACAGUUAUGUCUUGCUUUUUCCACAUUGGAACUCUGUUGUUACUCUUUGUCAGCUGGAUUUCAAGUAUUCAAGGAUUGGAUAAACCAGAUUGCUCGCGAAUGGUAUUUCAUCCGAGAUGUAGGGGUAUCAGUGCAAAGAGAUCAUCUAGGACGCCAUACUUUGAUGAAGCAGAUAAGCUUUAUAGUCCGGAUGACAGCACAGAAAAUUUUAACUGGAAAAAUGACAUUGACAGUGACAUUAUGGAAAGAAUAAUGAGAAAUGUUGUUUAUUCUAAAAUGUUCAAGAACCAUCCGAAAUCUUAUUACGACGAAGAUUUGGAGAGGCGCUAAGAGAUAAAAAAACCUUGGAUAUUAAUGGUGGUGCGCUGGAGUGCAAUCGCACAUCUUAGAAUAUGUAGAACAUUCUUUUUAUCUUCAAGAUCCUCCCUUCCCUGUCAUCAUUACAUAAUGUAUUAGAGAUACUUGUCAUUGUUGUUACGCAAGCAAUCAAAACAUAACGUAUUGAAUAUAUCUCGAAAUAAAAAACACUUUGUCACUGAGAAAUUUUAAUUUUUUACUAUUAAAUUAGUUGGAAAUAAAA
Messenger RNA from Parasteatoda tepidariorum (common house spider), 905 nucleotides. RefSeq lists its product as uncharacterized. The record is from RefSeq and is a predicted model, not a curated record. NCBI's taxonomy places the organism in Eukaryota, Metazoa, Arthropoda, Arachnida, Araneae, Theridiidae.